Messenger RNA from Diplodia corticola, 1065 nucleotides. Its product is annotated as tyrosinase central domain protein. The transcript has 4 exons. The record is from RefSeq and is a predicted model, not a curated record. Gene Ontology annotation, molecular function: oxidoreductase activity. Bases 1 to 1065 code for a protein of 354 amino acids. Lineage: Eukaryota; Fungi; Ascomycota; Dothideomycetes; Botryosphaeriales; Botryosphaeriaceae.
AUGGCAAGCCUUCGCAAGUGUGGCGUUCUCCUUCUUUUAGGGGUGUUGGCCUUGGCUUCAGGAACGGACGCUGCUCCGUCCCAGGCGCGAAAUGCGGCUGCUUGUGGAAGCCCCAUCGUCCGUAAGGAGUGGCGCACUCUUAGCAAUGACGAAAAGCUUGAGUAUAUUGACGCGGUGCAAUGCUUCUUGACGAAGCCUCCAAUCACCCCAAAAGCAGACGCGCCCGGCGUCCGCUCUCGCUUUGAAGAUCUCGUAGCGACACAUAUCAACCAGGGUCAUUUUCUGGCUUGGCACCGAUGGUUCACCGCAACAUACGAGCAGGGUCUUCGCAACGAGUGCGGCUACACGGGAGCCCAGCCGUACUGGGACUGGACUUUGGACGUAACGUCGGAAACAAACUUCCUCAAUUCGCCCGUCUUUGAUCCUGUAUAUGGCUUUGGAGGCAAUGGAUUGCUGAUUCCAGUCAACGUGUCUGAUCCGCUUUCCGUGCCAGGCCGCACCGGCGGAGGUUGUAUUCAAGAUGGCCCGUUUGCAAACUUGACAGUCAACUUGGGACCUUCGAGCGAUCUUAGCGGCAAUCCGCGGUGCCUCGCCCGCGACUUCAGUCCGUAUUUUGCCGGGCGGUACCUUGGGAUGAACCAGACCCAAUUGACCCUGGCCCAGACAGACUUUGGCUGGUUUGACAGGGUCGUGGAAGGCGGUCCAUCGUUUGAUGCAUCCGGCGUUCACGGAGGUGGCCACUACGGUGUUGGUGGGACGUACGGUCAGAUGGGAGAUCUAUACGCAAGCCCUUCGGAUCCCAUUUUCUACAUGCACCACGGCAACCUCGACCGCGUGUGGUGGUCAUGGCAGGCGAUGGACCUUGAUGCGCGACUGACGGACAUAUCUGGUCCCAUCUAUCUCAUGGACUACGACAACGCGCAGGGAGGGAACGUCACCUUGGACUUCCCGAUGACGUUGGGCGUGAACGCGGAGAACGUGACGGUCGGAGACGUGAUGGACAUCAAGGGCGGAGUCCUCUGUUACGAGUACGACCAGCUCUAUGGAGCCAAGACGUUAGUUUGA